AUGUCACAAGUCCAGCAAUAUUGGCUACCAGGCUAUGGUCUCUCGAGACAUAUUGUGCUGGGCCAUAUCCAGUAUUUCCUUGGACCAUCAGCGACUGUCAGACCCUAUACUUACCAGGUAAACGAUUAUCUAGAACAAAUCAAUGAUCUGGCCGCCAUGUCACGAGAGUAUGAACGGCAGGAAUCCCUUCGAAUGACGGGGGAUGUCCUUUCACCCCAUUCCUGCAGAGAAUCAGAGCCUUAUAUCAACGAAAUAGUACCAGUGCGUGCGUUUGGACAUCGCAGGCAGCCCGUUGAUCAUGGAGGGCGGCGUGGGCGAUAA
Molecule: messenger RNA, 321 nt
Organism: Aspergillus fumigatus Af293
Lineage: Eukaryota; Fungi; Ascomycota; Eurotiomycetes; Eurotiales; Aspergillaceae
Exons: 2
Coding region: 1-321 (106 amino acids)
Source: RefSeq, a predicted model, not a curated record